This is a messenger RNA of Kluyveromyces lactis, 3444 nucleotides long. RefSeq names its product alpha,alpha-trehalase ATH1 (gene ATH1). The record is from RefSeq and is a predicted model, not a curated record. The transcript has a single exon. Gene Ontology annotation, biological process: trehalose catabolic process. NCBI's taxonomy places the organism in Eukaryota, Fungi, Ascomycota, Saccharomycetes, Saccharomycetales, Saccharomycetaceae. Gene Ontology annotation, cellular component: fungal-type cell wall. Gene Ontology annotation, molecular function: alpha,alpha-trehalase activity. Bases 1 to 3444 code for a protein of 1147 amino acids.
AUGUUGAUAGUACCUUUCAUUUUGUUUUCAGUGGCCAUUUUGGCACCAAUUUAUUUUUACCUGACGAAACCGCUGCCACUGCAGCAUACUCAUUUUGGUUCAUUUGUUUGUGCCGAGGAUACUCUUUUCUGUCCAGAAUCCCAAAGGAAGGCCUCGGAGAAAAUGUAUUCAUUAUUGAAGGACCAUGAAAAUACUUUCUAUGAUGAAGAGCAACAAAUACUUGGUAAUCUUCUACUUUCUGAAAAUACUUUCUCAAGGCAACCGUACGUGGCGAAUGGUUACAUCGGUUCUCGUAUCCCAAAUCUUGGAUUUGGUUAUGCCUUGGAUACAAUAAACGUUUGGGUAAAUGAUUCUUCUAUACCAGGAGCACUAGAUAAUGGCUGGCCGCUAAGAAAUCAACGGUUUGCUGGUGCCUUCAUCAGUGAUUUCUACUGUCUUCAAGAAAAAUUGAACUCUACUAAUUUCCCAGAGCUAGAUGAUGACGGUUAUUCGACAGUGAUAUCAACCAUACCACAAUGGACAGACUUGUCUAUAUUGAAACAUACCACGACAGGGCAGAUAGAAUAUAUCAACCCUACCGAUGUCAAAUUGGAUAAAAUUACAAAUUACAUGCAAAAUUUGUCUUUGCAAGAUGGUAUUGUAACUACUACUUUUGUGUAUGACAAACAAUUGUUGGUAACUACAAAAGUGGUAGCUCACAGAAAAAUUUAUCCUUUGGGUGUAGUCACUUUGGAGCUUUCCUUAUUUGAUAAUAAUUCAGACACCUCCGCUGAUAAUGAAAAUGAAUACGUUGAAUUAGAAAUAUGCGAUUCCUUGAACUUUUCUACUUCACAUCGUACUGUGUUGAACGACUAUGGUUAUGAUCAGAACAAUGAGGGUAUAUUUAUGGUUGUAGAACCGGAAAAUGUCCCCUAUUCGAACGCAUCACUAUUUUCAUACUUUGACAUUCCAUCAAGGGACACUUUGACGUUAUCAAAAUAUUCAGAUUCUAUUAGUCAAUGUACAACACAGAUUUUAAAAGCGAAUUCAACAUUCGUAGCUCAUAAGUAUAUCGGUAUUAUAUCAUCGGAAUAUGAUAAUAAACAACCGGAUGAUAAUUCAAAUGGAACAAGCAAUGAAGCACUUAAAAUGUCCAAUUUGGAAAGGGCUACUUCCAUCGUUUUAGAUAACAAAGGAAACUACGAUUCUUUGAUACAGUCACACAAAAAUGCUUGGAAAAGAAUAUAUAAGGAUGCCUCGAUUGAAAUUCCCAGUGAUGGAUUAUUGGAGAUGACAGCAAAAUCUUCCAUCUACCACUUAUUGGCAAAUACAAGGUCCCAUAAUGUAUCUGAGGACCGUGGGCUACCAAUAGGAGUUUCGGGUUUGUCUAGUGACUCUUACGGAGGAAUGGUGUUCUGGGACUCUGAUCUUUGGAUUCUCCCAGCUCUCUUGCCUUUCUUUCCUAAUGCUGCUCGGCAAAUCAAUAAUUAUAGGAAUGCAUCACUGCAUCAAGCUAAAUUAAAUGCUGAAAAAUACGGAUAUGAUGGUGCACUGUACCCAUGGACAUCUGGCAGGUACGCAAAUUGCACAUCAACUGGACCUUGUGUUGACUAUGAAUACCAUAUCAAUGUUGAUAUCGCCUUAAGCUCGUUCGCCAUAUAUAUGAAUGGUGAUGAAGAUGAUGAACGAUCAGAAGAAUAUUUGAGGUAUACUACGUGGCCAUUUGUAGAAAAUGCGGCUAAAAUGUUUGCACAAUACGUGAAAUGGAACGAUACCAUGCAACAGUACACCACUCAUAAUCUUACGGAUCCAGAUGAGUACGCUAAUUUCGUCGAUAACGCUGCUUUCACCAAUGCAGGAAUACAAAGUGUCAUGGUUUGGGCACACGAUAUUGCUAGACAUUUAGGAAUCGACCCUGACCCUCAGUGGUUGGAAAUUGCAGAUAAUAUUCAUAUUCCGAUAUCUGAGACCAAUAUCACUUUGGAAUACAGCGGAAUGAAUAGCAGCGUCGAGAUUAAGCAAGCCGAUGUGGUGUUAAUGAUAUAUCCCUUAAGUUAUAUUACAGAUCAAUCCAUUUUGAAUAAUGCUAUCAAGAAUUUGUAUUAUUAUUCAGAGCGACAGUCAGCAUCGGGGCCAGCUAUGACGUAUCCAGUAUUUGUCGCCGGAGCAGCCAGUUUAUUGAAUUAUGGGAGUUCAUCACAAAGCUAUCUAUACAAGUCCGUUGUUCCUUAUUUAAGGUCUCCGUUCGCUCAGUUUAGUGAACAAUCAGAUGAUAAUUUCCUAACCAAUGGGUUAACUCAACCUGCGUUCCCAUUUUUGACUGCAAAUGGUGGAUUCCUUCAAAGUAUUUUAUUCGGUUUAACUGGUUUAAGAUACUCUUAUGAAGUUGAUGAAGAUACAGGUAAGAUUCAUCGGUUAUUGAAGUUCAAUCCCAUACAGUUGCCAUUACUUCCUGGUGGUAUUAGAAUUAACAAUUUCAAGUACAUGGGGCAGGUACUUGACGUUCUUAUCACUGAUACGGAGGGCAUCAUUAUUCAUAAAAAUGGGACCAAGGAAAUAAGGAUUAAGGUUCCGGAUAGAACCUUAAUUCCAGAUGUUGACGUAAAAUACUCAGAAGAAACUGAUCCCAUCAAACAAAUUUUGCAUGGUAGGAGAUCUGUUCCUACUGGCAAGAAUUAUUUUACCAUUCAACCUGGGGACGUUUUCAAGACUCCGUUAUAUAUUCCGAAAAAAAAUCUUGAGGGAAACCUCGUGGAAGCAAAGCAAAUAACUAACCUAACAGCUGGCGUUCCUGGUGAUGUUGCUGUUUCGGUUAUCGACGGUAAUAAUUUCACACACUGGCAGCCCGCAUAUAAAAACUUGCCAGCAAGGCUAUUAAUCGAUAUGGGGAAUAAUUUCACGCAAGAGAUCAAGUCAGGCAAGAUUAUAUGGGGUUCGAGGCCUGCAAAGACCUUUUCGUUGUCGAUAUUGCCACAAACAGAAGAGGUAUUCAAAAAUUUGACGCAUAUAUUAUCAAACGUCAAUCAAUAUUGCAAUAAGACUGGUGAUGAAUGUGUACGCGAUUUGGAACGGACAGAAAAAGGUUUUGAUGCAGCGAUUGAAGAUGUUUUUGACUGGUACGGUAUUGAUCCAGAUAGUAUAAUCAGUACUCAUCCUGAACUUAAAGAUAUGAAAACUAAAUUUGUAAAGAUUUUGGAUCACUAUAAGGUAACACCAUCAGAACCAUACCCAUGGCGAGUAUAUAAUGAGUCCCAAAUUGUAUUAUUGCCUGGAAAUGAGACCGAUUUCGAUAUUGAUUAUUCAAAAGUGGCUGAAAUGAAUCCCGAAAAUGUUGAUAUUGAUUUUCGUGGCAAUCAAACUGAUUGGAGAAAGGGAAGAUUCAUAGUUCUAACUGUUCAUGACACUUAUGAUGAUGACGAUGAUGAAAAGGGAGCGACAAUUAAAGAAUUUGCAUUAUUCCCAUAA